This is a messenger RNA of Mauremys mutica (yellowpond turtle), 4490 nucleotides long. It is a transcript of the gene CCDC61, whose product is annotated as coiled-coil domain containing 61. Gene Ontology annotation, cellular component: centrosome. The transcript is spliced from 14 exons. Lineage: Eukaryota; Metazoa; Chordata; Testudines; Geoemydidae. The coding region runs from base 1124 to 2740 and encodes 538 amino acids. The record is from RefSeq and is a predicted model, not a curated record.
GGCAGCCCCCGAGCUGGGGCUGGGAACGAGAGGGGGUCUCUCCCUCUCCCCCACAACAGCAGCCCCCGAGCUAGGUCAGGGAAGGAGAGAGGUCUCUCCCUCACCCUUCAUUUUGUUGUGGGCGGCCGCCCAGGCACACACCUUAGAGGGAACCACCUGAAUGGAGCUUGCGGACCACAGUUUGAUAACCUCUGCUGUAGAGCAUUGUGUCAGUGCAAUUGCACCAGGCUGUGUCGCAGGGUGGUUAAGCACUGGAAUAAAUUGCCUAGGGAGGUUGUGGAAUCUCCAUCAUUGGGGAUUUUUAAGAGCAGGUUGGACAAACACCUGUCAGGGAUGGUUGAGAUAAUACUUAGUCCUGCCUUGUGUGCAGGGGCCUGGCCUAGAUGACCUCUCGAGGUCCCUUCCAGUCCUGUGAUUCUAUACUGCCCUUAACGGGAGCUGCAAUACCAUUGGUGCCACUUCCCAGGCAGGACCAGUGGUGGGAGCUGUAGUACAGUCAGUCAGACAACACAGUUAGAAAAACACCUGAGCCCUGUCUGUGCUACGGCACCGUCAGGGAAUUCUGCUCCCCAGUGCACGUGCACCUUGGUUCUAAUAUACGCCGUCUCUGCACCUGCUCAUAGGCUUGGCCUGUGCAUCCUCUAGUAAACAGAAUUGUAGAUUUUAUGGCCAGAAAGGAUCAUUCUGUUCAUCCAGUGUGACUUCCUCCCGAGCCCCGGCUGGAGCAUCAUUCCCCCAGGAAUCUAAGUAUCAAGCCCACCAUUUCGGUGUGAGCUACAGCAGAUCUUUUGAGAAGAUACCCACGCUUGAUUAAAAGACCCCAAGUGAUGGAGUCUCUCCCCUGUCUCUGGGCCCAUUGUCCCAGUAAUUAGUUAAUUUCCUUGUUAAAAAAUUGUGCCUUAUUUCUAGCCUGAAAACAUCCAGCUUCAGCCAUUGGAUCUCAUGCUGCCUUUGUCAACUGGAUUAAAGAGCUGCCUAUUCUCAGAGAUCUUCUCCCCUUGGAGGUGCCGACUGCUGGGAUCAAGUCACCACUUAAUCUUGGAUUAAAUAGAUUGAGCUUCCUUCGGGCUUGUCUGCACCUGGGUUGCCUGGGAACGCAGGGCCAGAGCGCUGAGGGCUCACCAUGGCCAAGCUGCAGGGGCUUCAGGCUGACUACAUCUUCCGCGGCACGGAGCACGUUGUGAGGAUGACCGUGAAUGGGAGCGUCCUGGAGGUGGAAGUGGAGGACCGGCUCACCACCGAUCAGUGGAGAGGAGAGUUUGACGCCGCCUUCAUUGAAGAUUUAACUCACAAGACAGGGAACUUCAAGCAGUUUGGGAUCUUCUGCAGCAUGCUGGAGUCUGCCCUGAGCCAGAGCAGCGAGUCGGUCACCUUGGACCUCCUCACCUACACUGACCUGGAGGCACUGAGGAGCCGGAAGAUUGGGGUGGGCCCAAGGCACGCGCCCUCCGCCUCCAAGUCCUCACUGCUGAGUUCCAAGCGCUACCUCAUCCUCAUCUACUCCGUCGAGUUUGACAGGAUCCACUACCCCCUCCCGCUGCCCUACGUGGGCAAGCCAGACCCGGUAGCGCUGCAGAAGGUCAUCAGGGAGCUGAAGGAGGAGCUGGCCGUGCUGAAGGCCAAACCAGGCAGGGAUUUCCGGGACGCGGAGAUCCGCCGGCUGCGGGACGAGCUGGCCCGGGUGCUGGAGGAGAAGCAGGAGGUGGAGUCAGCCCUGCUUGGGCUGCAGGAGGAGCUGAAGCUGUGCAGCAAGAGCAGCGCCGGGAAGGAGGUGAAGAUCCUGAAGAAGAUUGUGCAGAGCCUGGAGGAGGAGCUGCUGAAGGAGCGAAGCAAGCACCAGCGAGCGGCCAGCAAGCGCCUGCAGGAGAACCGGCAGCUGGCUGACGAGCUGGCGGAGGUGAAAGCAUCGGAGAGGAGCCUCCGUGUCCGAGUGAAGAGUCUGACCAAUGAGCUGGCCUUAUACAAGAAAGGCCGCUUGACCCCCACUGGCCCAUCCCCUCAGAACCGAGCGGCAUCCUCCCGCGGCUUCAGUCACGCUGCCCCGGGCCGGAGCAGCGCUGCGGCCAUGGCCCGACAGGAGCGGCGCUCAACCUCCGGGGAGCGCUCCAACUCCCGGGAGCGUGGCGGGGCCUGGCCGGGGAACCGGCCACGCUCCACGUCCAGAGAAGGGCGCGGCGGGAGCCAGACCCGCCUCCCUCGCCAGUCACCGUCACCCACAGGCACCCGGCCGCCGCGCUUCGACCCCACGGCCUUUGUGAAGGCCAAAGAGCGGAAGCAGAAGGAGGCUGAACUGAAAAACCAGCGACGGGUCCGGCGGGGCGCGGGUGAUGCACCGCCAGGCAGCUGGGGCUGCUCCAACUCCCGGGGCCUGGCAGCCUUCAGUGGAGACAGCCUGGGCAGGAGUCGCGGACGCAGCUCGUCGGUGGAGAGCUUCCGCAGCCGGCGCUCUUCAGCAAGCUCGGGCAGCGAGGCGGAUGAUUACUCCGAGCCAGUACCCCUAAGGGGCAGGCGGCGGGCGCCCAGAGGCAGGAAGCCCUUGAGUUCCUCCUCCUGGAACGGCCCCAGCGGGGCUCCUCGAGGGGAUGCCGGGCGCAGGAAACGCCUGGCCAGCACCCCCACCGCGACCAAGCGAGCGGACAAAGAGAACCUGUACGAUGAGCCGUCGGCCGACCUGUCCGAGAUCGACGCCCGGCUGCAGGCGCUGCAGGAAUACAUGAACAACCUGGACACCAGGACAUAGCCAGUGGAGUCGGAGCGGGAGGGCGGGCACGUGGCCCAGGCUCGGAGCCCUCCCGGCUGCUCCCAUGGGGCCGAGCCAGGACCUCUCUCUCCCACAGGGACCCUUUGCCCUGCUGUCUCUGGGCUCUACUCCAGGCUGGACAAGAGAAGAUUAGCAAGGUGGAUCUUCGGGAGAGGGGGCUCAGGAUCUUAGUCUCCCCCCGCAGCUUGUUCCCAUCAGAAAUCCCCACCCCCACGGGCUGGACAGAAGGCAGGUGGCUUUGUAGUUGUACCCAAGUAGCCCAGGAGCAAAGGAUCAUGGGACAUUUCCUCCUGGGAGCGACUCCCUUCACAUUGGUGGCAGCUAGGGGGCGCCUGCCCCACUCUGGCUUGUGGAUUUCUGACCCCGCGGGGAAUGGGGGGAGGCCACUGUGGGGUGGAGACCUCUGAGCUCAACAGGCUGAUGGGACCAUCUUCUGCCCCCCCCCGCCCCCCCCCCCAGUUUAGCUCCGUUUUAGCAGCCUGCUGCUGCUGCCUUAGCAGGAGCCGUGGGAUUGAAGGAGACAGGAGGUGUUUUACCCCCUGGGCCGGCCUUGGCCUCUCGAUGCCGACAGCGCCGAGCUGGGACGGGAGGAUCCUCCGGGCCCCCUCGACCCGCCCUUGGGCUGCUGAAACCCCUGGGUGGAUCCCAGCCCUUCACAGCUGCAGCCUUGGAGCCUGACCAUCCCCCACGGGCAGCUUCCCGGCUGUUCCAGCCUCAGCAGAGCCCCCGAGAGGCUGGAAUCCUGCGAUCGGUGGGGGGGCGGGGAAGGCGGCAGCCUCUUAACACGGAGGCCAAGCCAGCUUGAGACAGGGGCAGCACUUACCUGCUUCUGGGCUACCCCAGAAGCUGGGGCCCGGUCUGAUCUUGCCAAGCCCUCGCCCUGCACCAGCUGCUCCCAGCUAACCACGUCCCACCGGGGCAGCCGAGAGGGCAGGACGCCUUGCACCGGUUUGCCUGCCUGGGCGGGCAGGCUGCCCUGCGCUCCGUCCCCUGGUCAGAGCACCCGGGAGAGACACAGCAGGGAAAGGCACCAGCUCCGGCUCUUCGAGCUGGUCGUCCCUGGAGGCAGUGAAACGAGCCAGCUGUUCGGUCUCUGGCCGUUCCAGUGGCUUGAACUGCUUUUAAUGCUGGUGCGUGAAAUCUCCCGCGUCUCAGCGGCUGGGGGAGCGUCCCCUGUGCUCCCCCUCAUCCGCUUUCAUGGCAGCACACGGGGCUUCGGGAGACCUUUGGCCAUUGGUCCCUCAGCUGCUCUAAGCCCCCUGCCUGUUGGUGGGCCUGGAGGAGCCUCAGACCGGCUCAGCACCGGGCAUUCAGCUGUUAGAGCUGAAAGGCCCAUGGCCAGAGUCUGCCUCAGCAGCCCUGUCUGCUAUGGGAUCUGGUCCCUUCACUCCAAGGUCAAGCCAUGCUGGUUCCUCUCAGUGCCCCGGUGGGCGGCAGGUGUUUGUGCUGUGAUCCUGUGUGCGCCCCAUCCCCCCCCCCACGUGCUGUUGCUCUGCUGUGUUGUGUGAUGAUCCCUGUUGUAAAUAAACCUUUCUAACUUCCUGCCGGCUGCCGAUCCCCUCCCGUGCCUCUGCUCCACCCUGCGCCAGCGAUGAUGGGGAUGGAACUUGGCUCGUGCCACCAAAGCCCCGUCCCUUGAGCCAAAGGAGAAUCGCCAUCAGCUGGGAACAGUAGAGGGGAUGUGACACACAGCAGGCUAGUUCGUGUUCCGCUGACGCGUCUGCAGAGA